GUCACUUCGAAGCUAACCCACCCCGUGUGUGUAUGGAGUAAGAUUGUUGUCGUAGGCAAGGAAACAAAAUGCAGAUGCAGAUGCAGGCUCACUCUAUAAAAGAGUUGUACGUAUAAUGGUUUGAUCUCUUUUAUUAUAAACUAAAGAUGAAACAGGAAAUAUUAAUUUUAUUAUCACUACAACACUUAACAUUGAUUAAUCAUAUGUGUUUCCGAGUGAAGCAAUCGAUGAAACUAAAUUUCGGACUAGACAAUAUUUCGUAUUUUCCUUUGCCUACGCCUACCCUACACUUAUACAUACUAUUAGUAUAAUUAAUAGGAACUAUGCCUAACAAUUAGGCUAAUCUUUUCCUCUCCAUCUGUUUUAGUUCUUGAAAUCAUUUUUUUAAAUGAACUCGAUUAAUUAUGAUAAGGUAUAAUUAUAAACUUAUUCAGAAUCAUCACUGAUGAUUACAAUUACAAUCUUAUUAUUCUUAUAACUUAAAUUAGGUACUUUGACACAAAUUUUAAAUAUAGUCCUAUUGCUAUGAAUGAUACAUCAUUUUAAAGGACUAGCUAUAAGCUUUACAACAACACCAAUUUCAUCUUUCUAUCUUUUAUAGAAGUGGAGUUAUGAUUUUUUUGGUGAUUUUUUAAAACCCCCUUCUUUAUCUUAGUAUUUAAAUGAAAAAACGUGUGACCCACUUUCCAAAUUUCUGCCUUAUUUUGCCCAAAACUUUUGGAUUUUAAAAGAUAAUGCUACCAAAUUUUCAGGAGAGAUUCUCAAUGCAAUAUACAACCCAAUAAACAACAAAACUUUUACAUAACAUCAAGACUUUUAUUUUUUUAAAUAUUUAUUUGAGGGUAUGUUCAGAAAAAAGUGAAGAGAAAAAUUGGGAAAAUCAUCAUUUAUACAGGAAAAAACGAAAAAAUAACAUGUUUAUUGAAUUUUAACUAAUUUUAUUAUGCUUGUUUUACAUUUUAAAUCAAUUAUAUUUAUAAAAAGGUAAGUAGUCUUUUUUAUAUAUAUAAAUUGGAACGCAUGUAAUUAUAAAUAAAAAUUACUCAAAAUCAUCUAUGAUGAUGAGACUAAUUUAUUAAAAAAUGUUAUUUGAUAUAUUAAAUAAUUGUCUAUGUACUGCUUUUCUAUGUUCUAAUAAAAAUAUAAUUACAACGAUGAUGUUGUUUGAUUCUUGUUUAUUAAUUUGAUGUAUUUUAAUAAAACUGUUAUAUAUAGGCUUAACUAAAAAAUAUAUUAUUAGUAAGUGUGGUUGUUGAUUGUCGUAGUACUAGUAGUACUAGUAAUAGAAUUAUGAUUAUGAAAAAUUAAGCUUAGGCCUAAAUAGACUAUUAUAGGAUUAUAAUAACAGUUGUUUAUAAUUAUAACUGAUAUAUCGGCCUAAUUUUAGUAAUAUUCUCUGAAAUAAUUAUUAAGAGAAAAACGAUUAUUAUUAUUGACAUUACUAUUGUAACACUAUUAAAUUUAAAUAUUGAUUCAAUAAUUAUGAAGAACGAUAAACUGUCUACCGGUACCGUACACAAUUUUUAACGUAAUAAAUAAAACUUAAAACCAACCCUUGGUUACUACAUAAUUAAACUUUGGUUAUAAUCUUUUCUUAAAAUUAUUCAUUUUAAACGUCUUAUCAUUAUUUAGCUGUUUAAAGGAUUUAACAUUAACGAAUCACAGUGAUAGCAGCCAUUUCCGGCUUCUUGAUCAAAAAAAAAAAAAAAAGACAAUUUCAUACCCCCACUCCUUCGUGGGAUGCAUAACUUUUUAUAGACAGAUCAACGAUAAUAACUCUAAAAAUGAAAAAACUCUUACAAUGAAUGUAGAUUGGGUGGAACUAAACCUUAUUUUGGUGGCUUUACUAGUAAAAAAGUAUUUAUGCGAUUUAUAAACUAACCGAGUCAUUAUAAUAAUACUGUCCGUGAUACACAAAAAAUCUUGUAGCAUAAAUCAAUAUAUCACCGGAACACAAAAACUGAUACGUCACUGAUGAGGAAAGCAUUAUUUAAUAAACAAAGGCUACGUAGUAUGCAAUUUUCCAAAGAUACCGUGUAGCCGUACGCCAUAUUGUAGAACACAUUUUUUCGACAUUUUAGGACAUGCGCAGAACGGUGCGUGAACAAGUAUUGUUAUCCCUACUUAAAUCUUUAACUUUAAUACUCACUGCACUCCUCACAUUCACAUAUUCCUGAAAAGUCUUCUUGGUCUUGUCUUUGUUGUGAAUCAUGCAGAUGUAGACAUAGGUAUGAUGUUGGCACUUCGGUUAAGCAAGGGAGACUACUAGAAAAUUGUAUGGAAAAUUGGCAUCCGUGCAGGAGAAUCCAAUUUUUUUAUUUUUCGAUGAUAAUGCUAAUUCAUUUAUUUUAUAAGAUAAUUAUUUUGUUACACAGUUGUGUUAGUCUCCCACCUACUUUAUUUCAAUUGAUUUCUUUUUCAUUUACAAUCAGUCACCUAUGAGAGAGACAAUCCUGGUUAAAAUAAGGCAUCUUUCACCAUUUCAUAUAAGUUGGAGUUAAUAUAUAUUAUAUGCUCUUUUCAUUUUUAUUAUAAAUAUAUAAACCUAUCUGGUUAUAUAUUGAUCUACAUGUGUGCUAAUUUUUAUAAUGCUAUGGGUGUUAUGAGAGAUGCCAUGAUUCUUCAUUUGAGCAGUAUGUUAUAUUAAUGGCUUGGAUGUGACCACGCCCCCUUUUUAAUGGCAGAAGAUGCUGAUACUUAGAAAAUUUUUCAAUUAUUAACAUUUCCAUCAAAAUAUUUGGAUAAUUUGUGUUUUAGAAUGUAAUUAGUAGGCAUUUAAACAAGAAUAUUAUGAUAUAAGGUUUAAAAUCCCAGUAAGUGUCCAUAUUAUAAAUUAUCAUACUAAUAGCAUUGGACAACCAUUCAGUCACUUGCAUGUGCUAUUAUACUAUUGUUAUAGUAUUUUUCUCAUAGUUUCAUUCAUAAGUAAUUGCCAUGUGUAAAAACUUUCAAAUCAUUGGAAAGCUUUAAAUGGUUAGUCUUGUACAAAAGUUGAAAGUUCAAAAUUAAUAGUCCAGCCUUAUUUUUAGCCUUGCCUGACAUAGACUAUAUUAAAUAUAUAUAUAUAUUAUAUGUAUAUAAUGCAUGCUAGACUUGGUAAACAACAAUCAUAUCAUAUUAUUAAAUUUAUUGAUAAUAAUGAUAAUGCAUAGACUAAUAGUAUUGAAAUAAAUUUAAGUUUAGAACUUUCAAUAAACUGAAAAUAAAACUUGUAAAUAAAAUUAUUAUUUAAACUUUAGUUUUUUCACGCGAUCAGUGGAAUCAGAAUAGGGAGUUGCAGUCUAUAGCCAUAGUAAAAAAUUACAAACGAAAUCAUACUUGAAAAAAUUGCUCAAAAAGGGCUAAGUUUAUUUUGGUUUAAUUUUUAUUUUAAAUUUGUAGUUUGCUCUAUAGUCUAUACAGCUUUCUGUACAAUUUUAAUAAUUAUUUAAAGUUAUUUUCUUAGUGAAGUCCCUUAGUUCCGAGUUGACUUGUAAUAAUUGUAACGUAGGACUUGUAGGCCCUAAAUAUUCUGUUGCUGUAAACUGUCAGUGGAUUAUUCAUAAUUAGCUGUAGACUAUUUUUAUAGUUAUGUUAAUAAAGGCUCCUAUCCUAUCAAGGAAAUAAGUAAAACAAAGUAUUAAAAAAUAGCACUUAGUUGAAAAGUAGUAGUUUCUUUGGUCUAUUGUUCUGCUGCGCACAUUGUGUAAAAACUUAAAUAUGCAACCAAAUCUUUAGUAAAAUAGGGUUUGAAGAAGUUUAUUUGCUUUUGAACUCUCUUAUAUUUUCUCUUGUUUUAACAUCAGGAAGUAGUAUGCUAUGUACCUCUGGUCUACAUGCAGAAAGUCACUUAGAGCCCCACAGUCAUUGCCACCAUAAUCAUACUCAUUGACAUUGAUUGAUUGAUGAAUUGGAUAUUUAUGUAGCGCUGGUAUCCAUGCUACUUAAGCAUGCUCACUGUGCUCUGGUUUUCUUAAAUCUUCUUAGCCAAAAAAGUUUUUAAAUGUUUCUUAAAUGAUUUCUUAUCAUUUUCAAUUCCCCUCAAAGAUUGAGACAAACUGUUCCAUAAUUUUGGCGAUAUCGCUUCAAAAGGAGCGCACUCAGUUAGACUUUUUUCUGUGUUCAUCCACAGUGGGAAUUUUCAGUAAGGACUGUGUUGAAGAUAUCUGCCCAUAAUAGAUGCCCUAAAAUAUUCAAACAAAAUAUUUAUCAGUUGAGCUCAAAUACAAAAUUUACAAUCUAUAUGAACAAGAUUUCAAAAUAGAAAGCAAUCUGCCUAAAUUUCUUUAUUAAAUUCUGCGGUACUCAAGAUGGGCUCAUUAUGAUUUAAAAUGACUGUCAUAUUAGCAUAUAUCAUAUUUGAAUAUGGAUACAAUAUCAACAAUCUUCUCCAAAAAUAUAUGAUAAUAUAUAAUAAAUAUCAGACCUGUUUACUCUUAUGAGUUUGGCGUACAAUGUACGAUUUUUAGAUGUCUUUUAUGAUUGUACGCAGAAACCCACCAAAACUAAAAUUUUCAGAGACCAUGUUAAAAAAUAUUUGGGUAUUUUUUUUCCAUUUAGAAAAAAUUUAAAUAAAUUUUUAGUUGUGGAAGUUUUAGCCCUUUCUAAUAAAGAAUGACUUUCUGGCAGUGAAUGGACUGAGAACAAUGAUUAGUUAAAAUUGUUUAAAUUUGGGACCAUCUUUCAUUAUAUUUGCAUUUACUGAUAAGGGAGGUAUGGGUUGUUGAUUAAGGAAAUUGUGGCAUAAGAGACGCAUGGUUAGGGGGAUUGGUGGGAGUGUCAAAGGCUAUAAUAAUAUCACUGCAACGUAUCAUAUUGAUGGUGAUGGUCUUUCCAUGCUGAUGAUGUAAGUAUUUAGCUCUACAGAACCGACCUUCCCCCACCCUCAUUAAUGGGAACAAUAAAAUGUGCUGUGGCCUAUACAAUAGUCGUCUGAUUAUAUUAGUUAAUAAACUAUAGUUUAAUUGGGGGGGGGGGGAUUGUGCCCGAAAGCUCACUGUAACAUAUGCAAAGGGGGGGGGGGGCGUAAAAAAAAAAGUAUGCAUACAACAGAGGGGAGGGGGUUAGAUGAUUUGAAUUUCAUGCUUACCAGUAUGUGCAAUAUAGAUGGCCCCUCCUUGCGUUCGUUCGCUUUGUGCUUGUUUGCUUUCUACGACCUAAUUUUAUGACAUAAUUAUUUCUUAAGGCUGACCGCGGAGAGUACAGAAACAGAGAAAACUAAAGAAUGCAUUCUCAAUUAUUAACAGGCAGCAAUAUUAGAUUUUGACAUAUUUCAUAGGAUCUGAGAGGGCCUUUUUAAAUUUAUAAAGCUAUAGACCAUUUUUAUAGUUAUGCUAUGAAGGCUUUAUAGGCUCCUAUCCAUCUAUGAUUAUGAUACUUUUUCGCCUAUCCCUUAUCUAUCAGUAAGAAGCAAAAGUGAGAAAGUAAAUUUAUAACUAGUUCUACUAUGCAACAAACCUUGACACUCACUGCCGUGAGGAAAUAAAUUUUUGGGGCUUCCACUGGAUUAUAUAUCAGUUAAGAGUUUAUUAUGUUGACUUUGAAACAACCAGGUAGAUAUUUUACAGAGGUACCGAAUCUGAAUUUUUUAGGACUACUGUUUGCCAAAUCUGGGUACAAAUCACAGUUCGGAUCAAUUUCACUAGUCAAUUUUUAUGGUGUAAUGCAUUUUUUAAAUUUCAAUGUAAUUUAAUAUUACUUUACUUUUUUAUCUUGAAUUCUUAAUUUAUACCAUGAACUUGUGAACUCAGGUUUGUAGAGAUGUAGGUAACAAAUGUUCCAUUAAUCAUUUUACAGUCAAGUAUUCAACUUAAAUUAGAAAAUUAAAAUAUCCAUCAAGUUCAAAUACUAAAAUUAAUUUAUCCACGUAGCACAUAGAGUUUAAACCUCUUCGAUCCACGUUUAAAUUCUACAUCCCCCUUUCAUGUUAAAAAGUAAGGUUUCAAUAGGUUCAACUCAAAACUUUGUCAAGGCAGAUGAUGUAUUGAUUUCACUUUGUUAAUUUCAAUACAUGAAUCUGUAUUACUACAGCCAACAUACUUAAAGAUAAAUAAUCUAUAUUAGCUAUUGCUUUCAUUGAAUGAUUACAUUUUUUAGAAAAUUACUGAUGAUAAGUGUAAAAAAAAAAAAUUUGAUAACAAUGAGACUUUACCUAACAAGCUAUUUUCAUUUCGAAAUUGCGAUUUAUUCAUUUGGGAAGAAUGUAAAGAUGUUCGAAUGCAUGCCCAGCUAAUUGGAGAUUAUUCAAGAAUUUUUGGUAUAUCGUGUGGAUCCAAAUUUAGUGUUGAAGUAGCAUUUUUUUCUGGCUAAAACUAUUGGGUGCUGCUGUUUCUUUUCUUCUUCUGGGUUUUGCUGGGGUUGAACUCCGAUCAACAAGUAGUUUCAAAAGUAUAUAAUUUAGAACACAAAGCAAUCCAAUGACCCAUUUUAAUACACAAGUUUAUUGAAUAUCUUUAAAAUUGUAAUUUUUAAAUAAAUAUAUCUGCAUGGGUAGAAUUAGUAUUCUUUGCAGAUGUGAAGACUUAAAAAAAAAAACUGGGAUGUUCGGCCGGGGUGAAUGUCUGAAGUGAUUUCUGGUUGUUCCCUAAUAUAGAAACAGAAAAUAUAGACCUCGCCCUUAAUAGUAGUAAUCAGUUGUUACUGUUAUCAUUUUUUCACUAGUUAAUCCUUACCAUUAAUUUAUUUUCAGUCGGAUUGUACUACCUAUGUCAGUAGAAGAGGUGGGUACUUUGUGUAUCUGAUAGUCCAUUUCAAAAUCUUAAUUAAUAAACUGGUGGAGCAAACAUUACAGGAUGUCAUGACUUAAACUUUAAAAAAAAAAAAAAUAGCAUUGAUAAUACAAUUAUACCUACCACAACUCAUAUAGACUUUUUAUUGCUCAAAUCAACGUCUUGUUAAAUUCUAAUAUAGUUAGACUUUUAAUAAAGCAAUCUGAGAAAAGCCAUAUUUCAGACAAUGUAAGCUUAUCAUCUCUAUAUGUAUAGUAACUGGUCACACAAAAUUGAUACAACUUUCAAAGCCACCUCACAUAUUAUUUUUUAGUUUUUAUUUUACAUUUAAUUUUUUUUUAUAACCACAUAAAAAGUACAUAAUUCAGAAAACAUGAUGACUAUUAAAUGAGACACUUCUUAUUCAGUACAAUAUAGGUCAACUUUGGUCAGUAGCUCAAGCUAGUAAGAAUGAAACUGGAGGGGGCGAAGGUGUUGAGGUGAGAGUGAAUGAACCCUUUGAUGAAUCAACACAUCCCCCUAAUCCCAAGCUGUUUGCAAAUGGCAGAGAAUAUACAACAGGCCAGUUUACACAUAAAAUAUACCAUUUAUCACAGUAAGUAUGUCAUGGAAUACACUUUAUUUCUUUUCCUACUAUAUGACCUUUUAUUCUUAAGCCUAAGCAUAGUUUUUUUUUAUCUAAGUUUUUUACAAAGAGGGUUGUAAAUAUAUUUUUUUAGACAAACCAAGGAUCAAUUAUAGAUACCUGAAAAAAUGUACCUAUUUUCAGUCUAUUGUUUAUUUGUCAUAUCAACAUUGCCUUCAUUUCUUUAGAACAAGGGUGGUCAACCCGAAAGACUUCAAUAGCGAGUAAACCGUUUGCGGGUCGCAUGUCAUGACUCCUAAUAGUAAAAUGAAUUGCAACGAAAUGCUUUUAUCGAAUUCUUUAUUCUGAGCACAAUAAAGUGCUAAAUAAUAUAACAGAAUAAAACUUAACUAAUGACUAAUGUGAUAUCAAUUGAUCUUUUCUCUCAUGUAUCCUUUUAAAAUCUAUUUCUUUGUGCAUUAAAUGCAGAAUGAAUAAGUUUUUUGUGAUAAAUCAUGCACCCACGGGAUGGCCACCCCUGGUUUAGAAUAAUGAUUUUCUCUUACUAAAAAAUAACAGGAAAGUUCCUGCAUUUGUGCGGCUACUUGCACCAAAGGGUUCUUUAGAAAUUCACGAACAAGCUUGGAAUGCUUAUCCAUACUGUCGAACUGUUGUAACGGUAUGUUUAACACAAGUAGAUCUUUUAAUACCUUAUUUAAAUCACUAUGCUAUUUGCAAAUUAUAAUUAAUGUGAACAAUUAAAAGUAAAGUUGGUCAUAAAGCUAUAAAAUAUGUUUUGAUUGUAGCAUUUUCAUCUAACACUUGACCUGAAAUAAAUUUUAAUAACAAAAUAUACAGCUCACUUGGAACUGUAUUUCUUUUCUUUCUCCAGAACCCAGACUAUAUGAAAGAAAAUUUUUACAUCAUUAUUGAGUCAUUUCAUGCACCAGACAAUGGAACAACUUCUAAUGUAGGUGGUCAGGGUAAUUUUUCAUAUUCUGCUUUGUAUAAAUUGGAAUUAUGUUUAUCAUUGCCAUUUAAAAAAACAAAAAACAAACUCUCCAUACAAUGAGAAACAGGUGAUGAUUAAUUCUGACCUUUGAAUUAAAAGGAUGUUAUUGAUUUACCAUGUUAUAUUUAAAGAGUUGCUAUGGGAAGAUAAGAAAGAAAUAUGUCCCCAAAACAUCAUGUUAAGUGGUUUUACUUAAUACAUGAGGGUUUCUAAAACUGUAACUGACUAUAAGGUUCAGGGGGUCCUUGGACUGCAUUUCCUUUACAUUGGGUUCCCCUUCCAGUCCGGAAAAUAGGAUUUCCUUAACAUAUUUUCCAUUUUGCGACAACUGGGAAAUAGAGCAUUCUGAUAAGGAUAUAUUAUGGCUAGUCGGGGAAUUUUUUUUAGUUUAAAAAAAAAAAUGGAUUCAUUAAAAGGAACAUUAAUUGCAGAUGUCGUCAAUGUUUAUCCACGCAAACAUUUUUUUCACAAUUAUAGUUGGUUCCAUUUAAAUGCUCGUGCGUAUUAAAAUUUUCUGAAAUUUCGUGCCGUACUACUUUGAUAGAUCAGAUUAUUUUUUCUACUCAAUUCAUUGAUCAACAGAUUUUUCGGUAAGUAAAGUACAUUAAUUAUUUGAAUGUAGUUUUUCUUGUUUUUAAUAGUCAGGAGUCAGGUAGACAUUAUGAAUAGAAAACUAUGCAUCUGAUCGCUGUCUAAAAUGGCUAAGCCGUCUCAGCGUAGCUUACGUUGUUAAAUUCAUUUUUAAUGGGGGGGCUAAUUCUUAUUAGCUAAAUAUGCCACUGCAUAUUUUCAUAUUGUUAUCUUAGUAUCUCUUCUGUUGUAGUAUUGUUGUCUAUAUGAUGAAUGUCCUACUGCAAGCUUAAUAUGUUAAUAUAUUUUAUUUUGUUUCACUAUUCAGGAUCGAGAGUAAAUAAAACAAUGCUCAACAGUACCUUUAAAGAUGGAUGGGUAGGACAGCAAUCAUUGAUCAGGUCAUCACUGCUGCACUGUACUGGAUUGUACAUUAUAUUUACAUGACAGUUCUCAUGUGCCAUUUGGAGGGGAAAAUGUUUAAUAAACGUCAUUCACCUGAUGAGACUUGAUCUAGUUCAAAUUCAGCUAUCACCUACCUUAGGUGUCCACUUCUGCAUCUUCUCAAUGAAGCUUCCAAAUUAUGUGUCCACAUAUGAAAUCCUGAUUGCAGAGAUGUUAUAUACACUUAAGUGCAGAGAUUGUAUAUACACUCAAGUGUGUUUUCUCGACUAUCCAUUUUCAUAAAUGUAAUAAAUAUUUACAUAUAGACACCUUUGUUGCUUAAUUUUGUUAGUAUGUGCAAUUGCAAUAUUGUUUUGACUUGCACAUUUCAUGCUUGUUUUUAUUUAUUAACAAAACCGUUGUGUUGUGAUAGACGAUAACUAUUUGUUUGUUUUAAGUAGGCUGUUAUAAAAAAAAAAAAGUUGGAACCCUGUACAUAACUUUCAGGGGUUUGUUUCCUUCAUAUUGGCAUUGGCUGCCGGUGCGUGCUCGCAUAGAGUACAAAAUCGCAACUUUGUGCUACCGCUGCUUACAUGACCUGGCGCCGUCCUAUCUGAAAGAGCUGCUGACGCCUUAUACCCAGUAGAGAGCUCCGCUCAUCCGAUAGUAGCAAACUCUCGACACCACGUGUUUGCCUUGAGACUUACGGAAAGCGCACUUUCGCAUUUGCUGGUCCAACAAUUUGGAACGCCCUUCCUGUCGAUCUUAGAAACAACCAGACACUGGAGUCCUUUAAAUUUGAUAUUGUAUGCUUGUAAUUAGUUUUUGUAGUGUUGUGUUUGUUUUAAAUGUGGUGAAUUAUAGAUAUGUUUUUGUUGACUUUGUACCGCGCUUCGAGCCUUUGGGGAUGAAGCGUGUUUUUUUUUAAAAUGAACUUUAUUAUUAUUAUUAUUAUUAUAUGACUGGUCAGGAUAAUAAUGGCAAACGAAAAAAAGGUUAAGAAUCCCUGGUAUGUGUAUAUAUAUAUAUAUAUGUAUGUAAAUCAGACCUGUUUACUCUGAAGAUUUUGGCGUACAAUGAACAAUUUUGAGGUGUAUACAUUAUAUAUACUGUACAUUUUUUUACUAUUAAGAUAAUGUAUUGAACGAUUUUGUGAUGAUAUUUUACGAUUUUAAGAGUUUGCGGGUAAACAGGUCUGGUAUAUAUAUGUAUGCAUAUAUAUGUAUAUAUACAUGUGUGUGUAUAUAUAUACACACACCAUAUUUAUCGGCGUAUAACACAAACUUUUUCUCCCUGAAAAUAGGGGGCAAAUGAUGUGUGCGUGUUUGACGCCGAUAUAAUGUUAAGGACCCAUUAGUGCGUGUUAUACGCCGAUAAAUACGGUAUAUAAUUUGACUCAUGGCACUUUUAUCAGUUAUAAUUAUACUGACUGAAUUCUAAUUUUUAGAUUCAUGGAUUGUCAGGAAGAGAUUUGACAGCAAGACAAGUAGUAAAGAUUGAUGUUGCUAAUGACAAAGUGUCAUCGAAGGUAAGCUAAUAUCAGGGUUGAUAUUGCAGUAUUAUUUUUUUCGCAUGUUUGAUGUGUGAAAUGCGAUGCAUUUGGCCUCCAUGCUCAACAUGUUAUACUGCAAAGAAUUCUGAAAAAUUUCAGAGUAAAAACAUAUUCACUAAAAAAAAUCUAUGGUGCAAAAAAAUAGAGCAUUUAUGCUUUUAAAAUAAAAAAAGUUAACAGGCAAUCUCAUGAUGUUACUUUAAGAAGAUUAUUUCGCUAAUGUCUUAUAACCUACUACAAAUUUGAAGCAUUCUUUUUUUUUUCCAAUUUGCUUGUUUUUCCUAGGAUUAUAAAGCAGAAUGGGAUCCAUGUUUAGUAGGCUCACCCAAGGCAGGAAGAUCAGCUUUACCUCAUGACAAAAGUGGCAGUUGGAUGGUAUUCAUUUUUAAUAACAAUUUUUUUUUAUUGGGCUGUGGGGAAGGAGGGGGGGGGGGGGGGGGGAUUUUGCCAAAACAUUUUAUUGGGGGGGGGGGGGGGGGGGGGGGGGGGGGGGGGGGGCAUUUAGCCAAAACAUUUUAUUUUAAUUGACCUGAAUUCCUAUAAAGGAUUAAAAUUAAAUUUUCCCUAUUGUAGAAAUAAAUUCAUUUACCUGAAAGGUAGGAUUUAAAAUGUUAUGAAAAUGGAUUAUUGUUGGUAUGGUUUGAUUGGUGUUGUGAUGCUAUCAAAUACUUUGGAUUUUUUUUUUCUUCUCAUUUUGAUCAUUUCUAAGAUGAAUAUUUUCUAAUUUGUUAUGACUGUAUUCCCAGAACAAUGUCAGUCCUGUCAUGUGCUGCUACAAAGUGGUCAAAGUUUGGUUCAAAUGGUUUGGACUCCAGAAAAGGAUGGAAAGUUUCAUCUUGUCAGUAAGUGCAGAAACAAGGCUUUAGCACAACGUUUUUCUCAAUUUUAGUUUUCACCUUUUUUUGGGUAACAUUAUUAUCAAAAUGGUCCAUUACAUCAUGUUUCAGGCAGCUAUUUUUGCUUGUUUAUAUUCCACAUUGAAGAUAGGACUUGGUGUUGCUGGGAAUUAACUGACGCUACAUUUGAUUUUCUCUCUGGCUUGAUUAUUUUAUUCUUCACUUCAACACCACUCCAUCAGUAAUGAAAGUUUUGUAGUCAAUCAUGUUUUGAAACUCAGUCAGUGAUGUGACUUCUUUUUCCAGCAAGAGCAGCGAUUAUUUUUGAACUUUAACCGACAAGUGGUGUGCUGGACAGACCACUAUCAUGGCAUGACAAUGGCUGAUAUAAGAAAGUUAGAAGAAGAAGUUAAAGAAGAGCUCGAAAGGGUAAGCUUUAUUUAAAUUUUGAAUGUAAGCAUCGAUGUUUGCUCCUUUCGAAUGUUUUCUUAGCUGUGUUUGAAAAUGUACAUAUUUAGCCUAAGAAUACUAGACAUGCUUCAUAAAUGUAAUAUUUUUAUUUUUGGAUUACUUAUAAAUUAAACAGCAGAGAAUCUUAAAGUGCUUUCAGAAUAGAAAUAAAUCAGAUCCCUAGUUGUUUUUAUGUGCAAAAUCUUGUGAUAAAAAUAUGGCAGCAAAAACUAUUUAUAAAAUGUUUACAAUGUCAUAAAUGUAUCAUUUUCCAAAUUUCAGCAACGGAAGGAAGGCCCUGUUCGGGGUAUGACAGCAUCGGAAGAUGAUAAAUGAUGUAACUUUUGCCUAGAGAAGCUUGUCAAUUGUGCUCCUGGUACUAUUUCUGUAGCUAUCUGUUGUUGUUCUUGUCAAGUUAGUCACCUGGUGGCAUCAUCUCGGAGACUACAAAUCUUCAGUUUGCUGCACAGCUCGGAGAAAAACACUGGGUGAAAAAGAUUCAGAGGUUAUUGUCUUAGGAUUUUUUUUCCUGUCAUGAAAUUGUUUAUAUUUUCACUGUGUAAAUGUGUGUUAGCUUUAGUUUUGUAAGUAAAGUUGUAAAUUUUCACUAAAGUCAGUACUAUGUCAGGGUGGGUGUUCUUUUUUUAAAAGUUAAAACUUGUCUGUGAUACUUAUACAGACUGGCAUUAUAAGGAUGUAUGUACAUGGGGUCAUUUAGGCUGAAGUUACUUUUGAGACCUCCCAAGCAGUUAAUGCUAAGAUGUUAAAAAAUUUCUCAAUCUUACAAUUAUCCUCAUGAAUAGUCUGUUAUUCAAAUUCAUUUCUUUAUUUUUUUAAAAGUGAAUUUCAUUUUGGUAUGUUACAUUGAGAUGAUGCGUUACAUUAUUUUUGACAUUGGCUAAAGGAGAUUAAAAUCACAGUAGAACUUGAUUUACUUGCUAGAAAUUGUGAAAGCAUAUAUGUGCAAAUUGGACCAAAGUUUUCAUUGUCCAGAUUGAGAUAAAUUAUCUCUCCAUCAGCUGACAACUAAGUUCAAAGGGUCGGGAAAGACUAAACUGCAAGUUAUUUAUUACAAGUAGCUCCACUUUUAUUCACCUGAGUUGCCACUAUCACUUUCCAAUCUGAUUGGCUUUACUCACUUUUAUUAUCAGUUUACGCAGAAAUGUUGUAUUUAUAUCUGCAUACCGGUAUUUAAAGGGAGGGAAAAAAUGUGUAAAUUAUUGUCUAAUGCAGCAAACUGUUUUGUCCAUCCAAAAGAAAUGUUGUCUAAUGAUAUAGGAGUAAAUAAUACAUUUUAGUGUAUAUAUAUAUAUCCAUAACCAUUUUUUUUUAUCAACUAUGUAAGUUCUGCCUGUUUGUACUGAUAAUGUUUUGGUUUGGUCAUAAUUGAUUGUACAAAUCUUCAUGCUAAUAACUUGACGUGUGCACAUUUACAAAAAUAUUGUAUCUGCAUAAGUUUCACCUAAGUUCUCAUAUUUUUAUAUACACAUUGGAGAUAUAAAUAAAAGUCUUAGUCAUGGGGCAUUGAUUCUAUUUCAAAUCUUAGUGCAGCUGCACAACAAAUGUAGAUUUUAUCCCUCAUGCAGUGAGUGACUUAAAGCUCGAAUCCAAGAUGUUAAAAAUAGCUUAAAGCACAGAAAAAUAAAUCCUUUAAAUUGUCUUUUCUUUUUAAUGUUGAAAGAAAAUUAUGUAAGUAAAAUUUAAAGACCUCAAUAUUGAAAUUGACUCCUUGAAUGGAAAAGGAUCAAUCAAUAAAUUGAAUGUUGUCUGAGUUUGUAUUAUGAAUUUGUAAGUGUGUAUUUUGUCAGUCAAGAACUGCUUUGUUUUAGUUACUUAAAGUGUAGGCCUUUACUCUUCAACAUCAAGUGUGGUGAUUGAUUGAUUUUUGUGUUAUUUUCAAAAUUGUGAGAAUUCCCUUAUUAGGGCUCUCCACCCCCAACCCUCUACCCCAAAUUCCCAUUUCUAAUCUUUCCAUGUGUUUUACUCAGUAAUUUAUGCAAUAAAAAUUCUUAAAAUUAUUUUCAUCAAUUUUUUUGUGUGUAUCCAGCAAGCUCUUUAAAAUGGUUCGUAAAUCUAGUUGCAUUUUCACUCUACCACAACCAUGUAUAAUACCUUUUUAAAUAUAUUACAACCAACAAUUUUUAUUUUAGCAUUUUGUUGAAAUACUGAAGGGCCAAGCCAACGGAUGUAAGACUAGAAUGUCAGGCUUGUACAGUGAGUGAGGGUCCUUGCCUUAAGAUAUACAUAACAUCGUUACAGACAGCUGAGUGCAGUGUCAAACAGCCCCCACGGCAACGACUUGUUGUUCUAGCAAGUUAGCUGUUUAUGGGGACGAGGUUUACCAGGGAGAAAAAAAUCAACAACCUCUUAAAGUCAGAAGACAACAGCCAAUUCGUUAAAGAUAGGCUGAAAAUAUCUCAGCAUUGGUAAAAACACAAGAAAUGGUAACACUGUUGUAUUUCUUUGCCGUUAAAACUUUGAACAUGUUCGUCACGGCUGUCUGAGAGUGUCAUUAGUGAAACUAAUUUUUCUCCUGCCUUUAGGUUAGGAAAUUAAAUUAUUAAGAAUUCUCUUAGUCUAUGAACCGAUCAGGAUAUUUUUAAAAAAAAUUUAAACUUCUGUUAUAGAUAUAGCAUUGGGUAUGUGAUAGGAAUCAAAUGGUCUAGAAUGAGAAAUGCGAGCUUGAUAUACAUGUGCUCAACAGGAUACUGCUUUGUUGAAUGUGUUUUCAAUGGUCAUAUUUGUACUUAUGAUGUGGUGUGGAGCAGCUGCACGACUUGGAAGUAAACAGUAGCAUUGUAAGCAUUAACUUAGUUUUCUUGUUAGAGUGUGUUAUUUUUAAUGGGUUUUUUUUUUAACUUUUGCCUGGGGGAGUGGGGAAGCUUGUUGUUAAUGUAAUUGUUGCAUUUCUAUGAUUUUAUCAAUGGACAGGUUUUUGUGACUUGGACCACUUUUUUUUAGCCUUGUAAAACCUGUAAACCACUAGUGAUAUUUAAACAAUAAUUUCUUUGGGUUUAUUCUUGUGCUUUAAUAAAUAUGUAAAUUAUUGAGGGAUUCUCUCGGCUCCAUUUUUAGAACCAUGUGAACAUUUGUCAAAAUUAUUUUUUUGUGAAAUUUUUUUAAAUUUUUUUAAAAAAAUUUUUUUAUAAAAAAAAGGUUACUCAUAUAAAAAUUAUGAAAUUAAGGGAAAUUAAAUAUUUUUUUUAACAGUAAGACUACAUGCUUUAAUUUAUAUGUCAGCUUUACCAGGGGUGUUGAUUGUUCUAGUUUUGUUGAUGUGAACUGAUAGAAAAUAUAUCUAUUUUUGAAGACUUGUAUAAUUUGAAAUAAAUUUCCUCCAGUGAAAAGAAUUCCUGCUAAUUUUCUCUCCCUUUUUUAUAUUCCUAUAUCUGUUAGCCUACAUUUUGGUUUACUUUGGCAUGGUUUAUAUCAUCUUGUUAAGAUUGGAAUGCGUUUGAUGCGAGUGGUUGAAUUUCUAUAUUUAAAAAACAACAACAUAAAAUAAGCAGAAAUUAGCAUAAUUUAUUUCUUGGUGUUCGAUUGGCCGUUACUGUAAUGGAUGAAAAUAAGGCACUUUUGUUUGAUGGAUAGUUCAGUAGAUCAUUCAAGUUAUCAUUUAUUAGUCUCUGACUACAUUUGAAUGUUCUCAUGCUAUUUAAAAAAAAAAAAUCUUUACCAGUAAUGUAGUACCCUAAAUAACCAGCAAAUUAGGAUGCAGCAGUGUACUUAAUGCUGGACUGUCGAGUGGCUCAAACACAUUUGAGCAAAACAAGCAGGUAAACAUUUUUGGAGGUACAAGCUUUUAAUUAUACCAUGCAUUAAAUGUGCUUUUAUUUGUUAAAAUGGGGUGGUUUUGGGG
This is a messenger RNA of Lymnaea stagnalis (great pond snail), 15935 nucleotides long. NCBI's taxonomy places the organism in Eukaryota, Metazoa, Mollusca, Gastropoda, Lymnaeidae. The record is from the annotation of a GenBank genome assembly.